AUUCCAACAAAAAAGAAACAUAAAUUAAAUUUUUGACCAAGCAAAACGAAAAAAAAAAUUAACAAAUGCGUAAAAAGCCAGGAAAAUUUUAGCAGUAUUCAUUCAAAAUGAGUGCCUACAAUCGAAAGAUGCAGAUGCUGAAAAAAAUGAGCCUCGGACAGCUGGACAGUGACAUGGAAAUGGAGGACGAAUCUGGUUACUUGUCCUUUCGAGCGACGCACAAUUCAACCGUGGAGGCGCCAUUUUUAAUAGACCAGGAAGAGUUGGAGAAUUGUCAAAAUGUGUCCAAUAGGGGCUUGGGCUUAUCUUCCACACAAUAUCAGACGCCAGGAAGUGGGCCAAUGGUCGGCAGUUCGUCACACUUGUGGAACAAAAUUAAAAGUUGUCCCAUGGUCAUUGAACAUGAUAAGAAUCUCAACUGCGCCUUAGAAAGUGAAUUUUCAACAGGCGAGGCACGAGAAGACGAGACCUGCAAGUCACCGAACUGCCAGCAGGUGCAUCAGGCAAGCAAAAGAAGGAAGCUGCACUUUCAAGCAUCGCACACAAGUCCCAAGAAAUCGAAAAAACAACUCUUUCCUCCUCCCCUGGAGCCGGAUCGUAUACGACGAACACGCUACUACAAUGGCAUGGAACAGUUGGAUAUUAUUGGCAUGCUGAGCAACACUUUACCCGCCAUGCAGUGCAUUUUGAGCAAUGUCAAUUCCCAAACGCUGGACGUAAUGACUCGUGUAUCCAAGCGCUGGGAACAGGCGCUCUAUAAGAUUCCCGCUGCUGUGGAGCGUUUGCAUAAUCAUCGCUUUAAAAUGAACUUAACCAAAGAAAAUCCUUAUGUAGCAAAAAGGGGACGCAUCUUGUCCAGAAGUAAUACAAUUGUGCCAUUACAUACAUCAACUAUCAGUAAUACCCAUGACAAAGCGCUAGCCUAUGAGAAUCCAAUUGCCAAGCGGCCACAGGACAAAGAGGAGGAGAAUUGUCACUUGGUGGAACAGAAGCAAAGGAUCAAGUGUCCACGUUGCGGCAAAGGCAGCAAAGUGUAUCUCAGAGAUGUGCCUUCACCUGGAGGUGGCGGAGAUCGAAGCCUGCUUUCACAAACAUUACCCAAUUUUAGAGAUAGAUUUGCUUCUUCAUCGACUGCUCCACCACUUGCGCGCUUUCUCUCGCUGGAUCUAGAGGAGGCAAAGGAGGAGGAUGCACAGCCCUCAUCAUCGUCGACAUAUAAAUUUGGUGAAUGCACGAAUUUCCUAUGCAGAUUCCGUUUCUGCGUACAUUGCUAUUCUCAGCCUCAUCCGGGCGAGAAAUGCCUGGUCACCGAGCUCGGUACGCCAUCCAAAGUCAUGAUGCCCAGUGAGAGAUUCACACCGCCCAAGCAGCGGCCACAGAACUACAAUUCCAAGCUGAGUCGAAAGAACUCAUUGAAACGUUUGUGUUUUUAAAUUUAUUAAUUGUCGUUUUAGUAUUACACGCCAAGAAAGAGAACAAACUAAAUCAUCAUCAACAACAACAAUUUAUAUAAAUCUCAUUGAUGUAUUAUUUUAUAACUAUGUUCGAAUUUCGUUCUGUUUCAUAUUCCAUUUUGUCAACAAUUUUAAAUCACUGUUUAUCACACACCACACCAAACACACACACACACACACAUUCUAUAAAUGUUAAACGAAAAUUCUGUACCUCUGUGAGAUUAAGUAGACACCUAAGUAUUUUUUACAAUUUUAUUAAAAUAAACAAAUCGAACUUUUAUACUAUAA
Messenger RNA from Drosophila willistoni, 1742 nucleotides. RefSeq lists its product as uncharacterized. The transcript has a single exon. The record is from RefSeq and is a predicted model, not a curated record. Gene Ontology annotation, cellular component: nucleus. Bases 108 to 1433 code for a protein of 441 amino acids. Gene Ontology annotation, biological process: regulation of mitotic nuclear division; negative regulation of meiotic nuclear division. Lineage: Eukaryota; Metazoa; Arthropoda; Insecta; Diptera; Drosophilidae.